ACACCUUGGAGUGGGCGUGGCGAGGCGUUGGGUGAAAGCAGACAAGUCUGGAUGUGUUUUUACCUGGAAACGUCACAGAGUGGGCGGGGCUUUUUGAGGAAACACAACUACCCGGGAUACAGACGUGCAGAGACCGAAGCGCAGGAAAGCGAGCGACACCGCUGAGGGGGGCUACUGAGCGUCACGUGACACGGAGCGCGAGUGACGCAGUUUAAACUUCCCAUAACGGUGACCCCGCUGAGGCGGAGAGUGCGUACGGCAAUGGCUGCCUGGUUCAGCGGGCUUUUUCUCCUUCUAAUCCCCUUGGCUUUGGCCGACAUCGAGCCGCCCUGUGAGGGAUACGAGGUGGUGGAGGGUUUCGUCCUGGAAGACAUGGAGCUGCCCUCUCAGAUAGGAGUGAAGGUGCUGGAGGUCAGUGAGGACGUGGAGGACGAGCAGGCGUGCUGGUCCCGGUGCUGUAACACGGACACUUGCGACUUGGCCGUCAUGACCGCCGGGAAGUGCCAUCUCGUCAAGUGUACGCUCAAUAGCUUCAACCUGUGUGUGCUGACCGAGCAGGAGGGCGCUAGGACCUAUAGGAAGCUGAACGCUGGCGCGGCGCCCGCACAGGAAGAUUUCUGCCUUGAGGGAAAGGAAACCGGACCAUGCAGGGCGUUCUUUACAAGAUGGUGGUACGAUGUUGAGACGGAGACCUGUAAGAACUUCACGUACGGAGGGUGUCCUGUUAACUUGAACAACCAUGUCGGCGAAGAAGAAUGUAUGAGCAAAUGUCAGGGUGUUAAAGCUGUAAACAAGAACCAUGUUGAGCCAGAUGCACCCAGUAAACGAACAUUGUCUGACAGCCCUGGUCCAGAAUACUGCUCGGGGCCCCCACAGACUGGCUAUUGCAAAGCUGCUUUCCGCCGUUGGUAUUUUGAUUCCGAAUCCAUGUCCUGCAAGUUGUUCAUCUAUGGCGGCUGUGGAGCCAAUAAAAACAACCAUAUGUCUGAGCAGGAUUGUGUGGACAAGUGUGUUGUUACACAAAAGCCUGAACCUGCCAAAGUCCACAAUCCUAAAAAAGGAAGCUUUAAAGAGUACUGCGCUGCACCUUCCUAUACAGGUCCUUGUCGUGCCGCAUUCACGCGGUGGUUCUAUGACCCUUCAUCAAGCUCGUGCAAAACAUUUACAUACGGCGGCUGCAAAGCGAACAGCAAUAACUACCUCAGUGAGACCGACUGCGUGAACAUGUGCUCGGGCCGCACAGAAGACGACGAUGACUUUGCAGAUCACAGUGUCCUGCAUCGCUCUGUAACAGCCGUGGUGCUGCCCGUCCUCCUCGCCCUCCUGGCUGCCACCCUGAUGGGUGUCAUGAUCCUGUUCUUUGUGAAGGUGACCAGGAAGAAUCAGGAGACCACAGGUUUCAGAGCCAUGUGGAAUCCUAUUGAUGACAAGGAGUGUCUUAUGAAUAACGCAUACACUCUGUAGAGAGCAGAUGGAGGGAAGGAAUAACCACUCCAUUUAUACCAAGGCCUUUAAUAAAACUCCUAUCCUAUGAUAACACAUCUCACUUGGCUCUAAUUGUAACUCCAAAGGUAUCAAGGUUUCCAGCAAGAGAAGUCCAUGUUCCCCGCCAGGUUAAAGCCAAAAUUCAUUACUUGUGUCCAUGUACAAGUCGGGGCUACACUUUUAGAGCGGACUCUACAGUGAAAAGUUAUAUAUUUUAUUGAACUAGACACUCUGGGUACUUUUUUUAUCCGAACAAUAAGUUGUAUUUUAGUUUGAUUUGUAAGUUUCCAAAACUCUCUUGCUGUUCCUGCGGGCAGCUUCUUAAGGUUUUUAGAUGGGUCUUCCCGGAAAAAAAAAACACACCACCCCAGGAGUAGGACCCCCUGAGAGCAAGUGUAUGAGCGUGCCUUAAGGAUUAAUUGCAGGGUCUCUUAAGAAUUGUCUGCCGAGCUGGUACUCCGAGGGUCUUUGGGUAAAAAUCUCUGGAAGCAAAAGGAUGUUUUUAUUUUUGGAAGCGGACAUAGAUGUAAAUGUUUGCUGAAUUGGGCAUUUUAUUUAGGAAGAGACAAGUAUCGGCCAGUGCCGCUUAUAUAGAAGACAAGAGAAAUAAAUCUAUGGCAUUUUUAUCUAUUAUUACCACAAAAUCUUGGCUGGAAGCCCCUAUAGGCAUUAGAUUGUUAGCAGAUUCUGACUGUAAACUCUGUGGGCAGCUUGAGACAGGAUCACUCAGGUUGGGGUGGAUGUGACUUGUAUGCGGGUUGUAAGGAUUGGUCCUGCAGCAACCUACUCCCUGGAGCAUAGUUUCCCAACCAGGGUACCUCCAGCUGUUGCAAAACGACGACUCCCAGCAUGCCCGGACAGCCUUCGGCUGUCCGGGCAUGCUGGGAGUCGUCGUUUUGCAACAGCUGGAGGCACCCUGGUUGGGAAACUAUGCCCUGGAGACGUGUCAGAUCUGGUCUAAUAGCAGCGCCAACUUCAGGUACUGCAAGAUUCACCUUUUUGGUACUGACUGCCUAGACCUGAACUGUUUUCUUGUAUGUUUGCACUAUACUUCAUAACACUACCUUUAAGGUUUUCUGUACGAAAAUGUCAGGACUAUGUGCGUUCAUGGUGACUGGAAGGAAGCCACACUUUGCGCUGUACCUAUAGAAUUUUUCCGAAGGGAAUGGUACGUCCAUAAACUAUGAUCCGAUGACCUGUUCUAUAUAGUGCUAAAGCUUUCUAUCUACCAGUGUGUUCAUACACCUAAGACGCGAGGUUACCCGAUUCAUCCAAAACUUUCCAUUGUCCUGAGCCCUGUAUAGUAAGCCGACGUGUCCAGACUUACGUCAAGACUUCAUGUAGGACACCACCUCCUGUGUCACUCCUUUCUGUAUCUAUUACAGACUGUUCUUACCAAUCUGCACUGACGUUUCCAUGGGUUUCUUUAAGUGUGACUGUAUUUUUAGUUGUAUUUUCUUCUGCAUACUUGUGACUUUU
Hyla sarda is the source of this 2964-nucleotide messenger RNA. RefSeq names its product serine peptidase inhibitor, Kunitz type 2 (gene SPINT2). Gene Ontology annotation, molecular function: serine-type endopeptidase inhibitor activity. The coding region runs from base 262 to 1464 and encodes 400 amino acids. NCBI's taxonomy places the organism in Eukaryota, Metazoa, Chordata, Amphibia, Anura, Hylidae. The record is from RefSeq and is a predicted model, not a curated record. The transcript has 8 exons.